This is a messenger RNA of Eublepharis macularius, 4395 nucleotides long. It is a transcript of the gene MAP3K11, whose product is annotated as mitogen-activated protein kinase kinase kinase 11. Gene Ontology annotation, molecular function: protein binding; JUN kinase kinase kinase activity; ATP binding. Lineage: Eukaryota; Metazoa; Chordata; Lepidosauria; Squamata; Eublepharidae. Gene Ontology annotation, biological process: positive regulation of apoptotic process; protein phosphorylation; microtubule-based process. Gene Ontology annotation, cellular component: centrosome. The record is from RefSeq and is a predicted model, not a curated record.
CGAAGAGACGGAGCCGGGGAACCGCGCCACCCGUACGCCCCCUCGACGAGACGGCAGCCCCAACCAUUCGCUCGCUCUCCGUUUCUUCCAGGCGCGGGGCUACGGACGGAGCCUGGCGAGCGCUGGACGCCGAGCCGGCGCAACUUGGCCAAGGCAGCGUCGAAGAGAGGGAUCGGACGGGACGGGCAAGCGGAGCGCGGCGGAGUUCCUCCGAAAGAAACAGGCGGCAGGCAAGGCUUUGCCGGCACGAUCCGCCCGGGCUCGGGGGUUGGAAGGGGCCACCCUAGGGAGGAACUAAGCGGCAGGGAGCGCCCCUCUCCCCGCAGGUCCCUCUGGAAGAGACUAGACGGGGAAGUCUACCGUCCCUGGUGGAGGCAGUGGAGAAUUUCCAAGCCCCCACUCUUUACUGAGACGCAGGGGAGGGUCCUGCUCCCCCGAUGGGAGGGGCCGUGGGCAGGCAGGAGAGCUAGUCCUACUUCCCUUCCUGCCCCUUCCUCGGCAUCUCUCCUACAUGGUCCCAACCCCGUUGGAAGUGCUGGAAAGUUGUGUGGAAAGCAAUGCUGAUGACCUAGAUGUGGGUUUCCUGGACCAAGGAGGCCCUGACGACCCCCAUGGAGCCACUAAAAAGUAUGUUCAGGAAGGCCCCGCUGGUGGCCUGGGGGGGAGGGGGCUCCCGCAGUGGGGGCACCACGGCUUAUGCCAACCCUGUCUGGACAGCUUUGUUUGACUAUGAGGCCGCCAGCAGUGAUGAACUGACCCUGCGCAAAGGCGACUUGGUGGAGGUCCUUUCGUGGGAUGCCGCUAUCUCUGGUGACGAAGGCUGGUGGGCUGGCAAGGUGAAUGACCAAGUGGGCAUCUUUCCUUCCAAUUAUGUCUCGCCCAAGACGGGGGGCUACUCUGGGCCUGAGGGCCCACCUGAGGCUGACUUCCGUGACCUGAGGCUGGAGGAAGUGAUCGGGGUCGGUGGUUUUGGCAAGGUCUACCGUGGCAGCUGGCGUGGGGAGUUGGUGGCGGUCAAGGCAGCCCGCCAGGACCCAGAUGAGGACAUCAGUACCACAGCAGAGCGGGUGCAGCAGGAGGCCCGGCUCUUUGCCAUGCUGCGGCACCCCAACAUCAUUGCUCUCAAGGCCGUCUGUCUGCAGGAGCCCAACUUGUGUCUGGUGAUGGAAUAUGCCGCAGGGGGUCCGCUCAGCAGGAUGCUGGCCGGGCAGAGGGUACCGCCACACAUUCUCAUCAAUUGGGCCGUGCAAAUUGCCCAGGGGAUGCAGUACCUGCAUUGUGAAGCCAUUGUGCCAGUCAUCCACCGAGACCUGAAGUCCAACAAUAUCCUCCUGGCUGAAUGUGUGGACAAUGGAGAUGUGAGUGGGAAGACCCUGAAGAUUACAGAUUUUGGACUGGCCCGUGAGUGGCACAAGACAACCAAGAUGAGCACAGCGGGCACCUAUGCCUGGAUGGCACCCGAAGUCAUUAAAAGCUCCACUUUCUCCCGGGGCAGCGACAUCUGGAGUUACGGGGUCCUUCUUUGGGAGCUUCUUACGGGGGAAGUCCCAUAUCGGGGCAUUGAUGGGCUCGCUGUGGCUUACGGAGUUGCCGUGAACAAGCUGACACUACCUAUUCCAUCCACCUGCCCAGAACCCUUUGCACGCCUCAUGGCAGAGUGCUGGGAACAGGACCCGCAUCGGCGGCCCAGCUUUGCAUCCAUCCUGUCCCAGCUGAUGGUGCUGGAGGCUCAAGUUCUCCAUGACAUGCCCCCGGAGUCCUUCCACUCUAUGCAGGAUGACUGGAAAGUUGAGAUCCAGGACAUGUUUGAUGAGCUGCGUGCCAAGGAGAAGGAGCUGUUGAGCCGUGAGGAGGAGCUGAAGCAGGCAGCCCUGAAGCAAAAGUCCCAGGAGGAGUUUCUGCGCCAGCGGGAGCACGAGUUGGCCCAGUGGGAACUGGAGGUCUUUGAGCGCGAGCUGAGCCUCCUCAUUCAGCAGAUGAACCGGGAACGGCCCCAUGUGAAGAAGCGGAAGGGGACCUUCAAGAGGAACAAGCUGAAAGGGAGGGAUGGCGAGCGCAUCAGCAUGCCCCUCGAUUUUAAGCACCGCAUCACAGUACAGGCUUCCCCUGGUUUGGACAAGAGAAAGGACUUCUUUGAGGUGGGAACUGGUGGCUCCCCCACUUUUCCCCGAUUCCGAGCUAUCCAAUUGGACCCAAGUGAAAAUGAUCAGAAUUGGGGGCGCCAAUCACCACGUCGAGGGGAGGAGACCUGGAACGGCCGUACCAAGAGCCCCAAUUCCCCAAAACCAUGGGAGAGCACUACACAGAACGGAAGGAGAAGAUCACGGUUGGAAGAAACUACCUGGUACAUGGAGCCGGAAGCACCCAAUCCUCCUCUGCAGAUCCAGACCCAGCUCAGCCAGAAUGGCAGCAUCCCAGGUGAUUCUGCAGAAGCAGAGGAUCCAGCACCGGAACGGCCCAGCCCUCCGCGACUUAUCCAGCGGGCCCUGCUCCGGGGCACAGCGUUGCUUGCGUCCCUCGGCUUGGGUCGAGAGUUGCCAUCUGUGCCUCAGGAACUCCCACCGACCCCUCCCCAAAGAGAGUCCACCCCUGCCCUACUGGUAGAGUUGUGUAAAGAGGAUCCGCCCACUGAUCUCCUCGUUGACUUGGCCUCAGGGGGCGACAGGGAGUCUUUGCCUCCCCUCUGGGCCCAGCUGUCGCCCAAGAUCCCAAGACUUGCAGAGGGUCGUAGCAACAAAGCUCAGAAAUGGGAUGGAGCUCUCCCAUCUCCCUCUUCUCCCCGUAGCCCAAGGUCACCUCGCCCUCCCUCUCAUUCCAGCCUCAUCUCCCGGCCCCGGCCUUCUCCCGUCCGCAGUCGUAUCGACCCCUGGAGCUUUGUGUCUUCUGGACCCCGCGCUUCACCCGUCCAGUCCCCGCAACUGGGGACACGCCUGUUCAAACCACGGAGUUCCGACGGAACCAAUCCGUUUGUGGUGUGUGACCCUGAUCCAUUUGCCUGUGGGGACUUCUCAGCUCCAACGGAGCCUUCUACACCUGUGCCCUCUGACCCCUUUACUGUUGCAUCCAGAUUGGCUGCUCCAGGGCAGCGUAGUCCCGCUCUGUCGCAGGGCCGGACCACUGGACCCUUCCCACCCAAAGAAGAACUCCCAGCCCCACCCUGGUGGUCAGCAGCUGCAACGCCUCAAGGAAGGGCAGUCCCCAAAUGAAUGGGAGCAAAAAAGGAAGUCCCACCUUCCAGGUGCACCUUUUGUUCAGGAAGUUGGCGUCUUUGACAGAACCUCACGCUCAACCGUGAUUGGACACGAGGCUGCAAGUGUGAGACCAGAGUGUGAACUGCUUCCAAAGGGAGGAUGUGAAUAUUCCUAGAUUGUAAGGGGGAGGGGGAAUUUACUGGAGGGGCCUUCCUCCGACACUCCUCUUCCCUCCUCCUUGUCAUUCACUGAGCUCCUUCAGCCAAUUCUUUCAAGGAUGUGAAACCACUUAUAGCGGAUGGAAGCGUCCUGCGCAACACAGAGCUGAGAAAGUUGGGAGGGUGUGUGCGUGUGUGCAAGUGCAUGUGUAUACUGAGAGCAGUGGAAUAAGAGGGCAGUGUGAUGGAUGAGCCAUUUCUCAUGCCCCUCCGUAUAAUGAACACUAACCAGUCAGAUCCAUGGUGGCGGGAGCUGCCUCUCGUUUCCCCACCCCUGCAUGCGCCAACUGAGCAUCUUGCCAGAGAUCCCUCCUUCCCCUGGCAGUGGAUCAACCAGACUUGCUGACUGGCAGCUAUCUUCUUCCCCAUCUCUUCUCUGUUUGCCAGCUGGCCCCUGCUGCUUCUGCAGCCAUGGCUGUGCCCAUUGGAGAUGGGGUGUGUGUGUUUGUGUGCAAAACCCGCCCCCCCCAAUACUUUUCAAGAUUCGUCCUCCUCAAGCUUAGCAGAGCCAGAAGCACAGAACCCCUUGUGCACACUGGAGGAGCAAAGGCUGCCUUGCAACACCCAUGUGCAAAAGUGAGCACAUGCUGCACAUGUGCUGCGGUGCAAGCAUGAGAAGAGGCCAGUUGGAAAGUGGGGAAAGGGCUGCUUGUGGUUCAGGGCAUUGCCACCUGUGUGACAAGCAUUGUGAGUGUGUGAGUGUGGUGUGUGUUUGUGCAUGCAUGCAUGUCAUGGUACAUGUGUGCAAAAACUGUUCUUCAUGCCCAGGAUUCUGCAGCAAGAGGAGCUCCUGCAGUUGGCAGUCAUUAGCACUUGGAACGUGCAAUUCUACUGUGUCCACUUCUACCCUUCCUUUAAAUUUGUGCCUGUGCCAGGCUCCCUUGUUCCCUUCCCACCCCAGUUGUGCAAGGGAGCCACCUGUGUCAAGCCCAGCCCAGCUUGGAAAGGGCCAAGCCUGUGAAAUGAGACCAAAUAAACCUCCAGUU